AUGGAAACGAAAAGUCCUAAAUCACCUGAGGGUGUCGCAGUAUUUGAUCGCUUCACUAAGAAAGGAAUCAUUUACAUUGCUAUCAAAGGAUCAUUACAUGCAACAGAUUGUUCAGUUUUUGGCUUACAAGAAGAAGUAGUAAAGAAUCUUGCCAAAAAGUAUGAACCUGUUAUAAAUGGCUUUUCUAUAAGUGCUAAUGUUCUUAAUGCCAUAAACUCGUUAAGCCAGCUGGGAUACAAAAUCGUUUCUAGCACUGGGGAAUCAGAAAUCACCUGGACUAUGCAAAAAGAUAUUUAUUGCUAA
Molecule: messenger RNA, 303 nt
Organism: Diatraea saccharalis (sugarcane borer)
Lineage: Eukaryota; Metazoa; Arthropoda; Insecta; Lepidoptera; Crambidae
Source: the annotation of a GenBank genome assembly